AUGACAAGUGUUGGUGAGAAUAUGAAGGAAUUGGAACCCUUGCGCAUUGCUGGUAGGAUUGAUCCAAAUGAAGAUACAGAAUGGAAUGAAAUUUUAAGAGAUUUUGGCAUUCUUCCUCCAAAAGAAGAGCCAAAAGAUGAAAUUGAAGAAAUGGUUUUACGUUUACAGAAAGAAGCAAUGGUUAAACCAUAUGAAAAGAUGACUCUUGCACAGUUGAAGGAGGCUGAAGAUGAAUUUGAUGAUGAAGAUAUGAGAGCUAUUGAAACAUAUAGAGAAAAGCGGUUACAGGAAUGGAAAGCUCUUAAGAAAAAACAAAAAUUUGGGGAGUUAAUAGAAAUUUCUGGAAAUCAAUAUGUGAAUGAAGUCACAAAUGCAGACAAAGAUGUAUGGGUUAUAAUUCAUCUAUACAGGUCAAGCAUACCAAUGUGUUUGUUGGUUAAUCAGCAUCUUCGUCUUCUAGCAAGAAAGUUUCCAGAAACUAAAUUUACUAAAGCCAUCGUGAAUAGCUGUAUUCAACACUACCAUGAUACUUGUUUACCAACAAUUUUUGUUUAUAAAAACGGUCAGAUAGAAGGCAAAUUCAUUGGAAUUAUAGAAUGUGGAGGACUAAAUCUCAAGCUAGAAGAACUUGAAUGGAAGUUAGCAGAAGUUGGAGCAAUACAGACUGAUUUGGAAGAAAACCCCAAAAAAGGCAUUAUAGAUGUGAUGGUAUCUUCAAUAAGAAACACUUCUAUUUAUGAUGACACUGAUAGUUCAAACAGUGAUGAUGACGAUACCAAGUAGAGGGAAAUAGUUAAUAAAUAGCUUUAAAGUGUUUAUGUACUGAAUGCUUUAUUUGUCACUGCCUUUAUAAUCAGAGAUCAGAAAAUUUA
Myotis myotis is the source of this 872-nucleotide messenger RNA. RefSeq names its product phosducin like 2 (gene PDCL2). Gene Ontology annotation, cellular component: cytoplasm. The record is from RefSeq and is a predicted model, not a curated record. Lineage: Eukaryota; Metazoa; Chordata; Mammalia; Chiroptera; Vespertilionidae. The transcript is spliced from 6 exons. Gene Ontology annotation, biological process: protein folding. The coding region runs from base 1 to 783 and encodes 260 amino acids.